Mus musculus (house mouse) is the source of this 2273-nucleotide messenger RNA. RefSeq names its product predicted gene, 31526. The record is from RefSeq and is a predicted model, not a curated record. NCBI's taxonomy places the organism in Eukaryota, Metazoa, Chordata, Mammalia, Rodentia, Muridae. The annotation marks the transcript as partial. The transcript is spliced from 2 exons.
AGAUUACAUUAUAACUUCUGUGUUAGGAUGGAGGAAAAGGGAGAAUAACUUGAAUACAUUGUCAAUGAAAUAUAUGUCCAAUAAGUGAGCACCAUGCUUUCUAUUAUAAACAUGUAUGGGAUGUUCUAGAAUGCAGUGACAUAUGAGGAUGUGCAUGUGAACUUUACUCGGGAAGAAUGGGCUUUGCUGGAUCCUUCCCAGAAGAGUCUCUACACGGAUGUGAUGCUGGAGACCUACAGGACCCUCAGAGCUAUAGGCAUCUUCAAACGGAAGACAGAACUCACACUGGAGAGAAAACCUAUGAAAGUGUGCAAUGUAAUGAAGUGCUUUCGAGUCACAAUCAUCCUCACAUAUAUAAAGGAAUGCUUACUGGAGCCUUUGUACCUUAUACUGGUGGUCCAAUGCAUAGAAGAACACAGGCAGGGGAUAAACCCAGUGACUGUAACUCACUUGGUAAAGCCUGUGCAUGUCACAGCCACCUGCAAAGCCAUAAAAGAACACAUACUACAGAGAAGCCCUAUGAAUGUAACCAAUGUGGUAAAGACUUUGCAUAUCCCAGUGAUCUUCAAAGUCAUAAAAGAACACAUACUGGAGAGAAGCCCUAUGAAUGUAAACAAUGUGAUAAAACCUUUGCUUGUCAUAGUGAUCUUCAAAGGCAUGAAAAGACACAUACUGGAGAGAAGCCCUAUGAAUGUAACCAAUGUGGUAAAGCCUAUUCACGAUUCAGUAGUCUUUCGAGUCAUAAAAGAACACAUACUGGAGAGAAGCCCUAUGAAUGUGACCAAUGUGGUAAAGCCUUUUCAUGGAAGAAUUGUCUUCAAAAUCAUAAAAGAUCACAUACUGGAGACAAGCCCUAUGAAUGUAACCAAUGUGGUAAAGCCUUUUCAUGGAAGAAUUGUCUUCAAAUUCAUAAAAGAUCACAUACUGGAGACAAGCCCUAUGAAUGUAUCCAAUGUGGCAAAGCCUUUACUAGUCACCACCAUCUUCAAAGGCAUGAAAGGACACAUACUGGAGAGAAGCCCUUUGAAUGUAACCAAUGUGGUAAAACUUUUGCUUGUCACAGAGAUCUUCAGAGGCAUGAAAGAACACAUACUGGAGAGAAGCCUUAUGAAUGUAACCAAUGUGGUAAAGCCUUUUCACGAUUCAGUAGUCUUUCGAGUCAUAAAAGAACACAUACUGGAGAGAAGCCCUAUGAAUGUGACCAAUGUGGUAAAGCCUUUUCUUGGAAGAAUUGUCUUCAAAAUCAUAAAAGAUCACAUACUGGAGACAAGCCCUAUGAAUGUAUCCAAUGUGGCAAAGCCUUUACUCGUCACCACCAUCUUCAAAGGCAUGAAAGGACACAUACUGGAGAGAAGCCCUUUGAAUGUAACCAAUGUGGUAAAACCUUUGCUUGUCACAGAGAUCUUCAGAGGCAUGAAAGAACACAUACUGGAGAGAAGCCCUAUGAAUGUGACCAAUGUGGUAAAGCCUUUUCAUGGAAGAAUUGUCUUCAGAUUCAUAAAAGAUCACAUACUGGAGACAAGCCCUAUGAAUGUAACCAAUGUGGUAAAGCCUUUUCAUGGAAGAAUUGUCUUCAAAUUCAUAAAAGAUCACAUACUGGAGACAAGCCCUAUGAAUGUAUCCAAUGUGGCAAAGCCUUUACUCGUCACCACCAUCUUCAAAGGCAUGAAAGGACACAUACUGGAGAGAAGCCCUUUGAAUGUAACCAAUGUGGUAAAACCUUUGCUUGUCACAGAGAUCUUCAGAGGCAUGAAAGAACACAUACUGGAGAGAAGCCCUAUGAAUGUAACCAAUGUGGUAAAGCCUUUUCACGAUUCAGUAGUCUUUCGAGUCAUAAAAGAACACAUACUGGAGAGAAGCCCUAUGAAUGUGACCAAUGUGGUAAAGCCUUUUCAUGGAAGAAUUGUCUUCAAAAUCAUAAAAGAUCACAUACUGGAGACAAGCCCUAUGAAUGUAACCAAUGUGGCAAAGCCUUUACUCGUCACCACCAUCUUCAAAGGCAUGAAAGGACACAUACUGGAGAGAAGCCCUUUGAAUGUAACCAAUGUGGUAAAACCUUUGCUUGUCACAGAGAUCUUCAGAGGCAUGAAAGAACACAUACUGGAGAGAAGCCCUAUGAAUGUGACCAAUGUGGUAAAGCCUUUUCAUGGAAGAGUUGUCUUCAGAUUCAUAAAAAAACACAUACUGAAGUGAAGCCCUUUGAGUGUAGCCAAUGUGGUAAAGCCUUUACUUGUCAUAGCCGUCUUCAAAGCCAUAAAAGAACACAUAAUGGA